CCAGACUCGAAGGCCCACCUGUGGAGUGGGUCUGAGAUGCCCAGCCUGUGUUCUCGGUCUGCUUGUCUAUUGUUAUCAAAUGUGGGCUGGGCCCCGGCGUCUGUGACUUCAUCCCAUGGUGGCUGGAGUCUAGGAUAAGACUCAUGGUUGUCCCAAAGGUGCAGGCAAACUCCACCCCGGGGAGCUGUUGUGCGUGCAUUGCCGGGUUGCUGAUCCACUGACUGAGUGGUGCCGUGUACUUCUGUCACAAGAACCAUAACCAUAACGACAGCCACACAGCGUGGACCUAGCGUGUGCUUAGCUCUGGACAAGACAUGGAUGUAGGCAGACGUGCUUCCUGCCUGCUGCGCUUAGUGCACUGAUGCUAAGGACAGACAUGAAGGGCUUGGGAAAGGCGUGAAGAGGCAUGGAGUCCGGGAGAGAGAGGAUAAGAAAAGCAAGCAUUUUGUGCUGGGUUGAAUUGCGUUGUCGUUUUCAGAGGCAUUUCGUGAUCCACGGUUGCGCUCCCGCGAAGAGCGAGUCUGGAGAAGGAUUCGGAAGCGGCGGCGGCGAGCGCGGCUCAGGUUGAUUUAGAACACGGGUGACAGUGGCCUGGCGCGAGCCCACUGCUGACGACAGCGGCUUAGCCCGCGCGGUUUCCAUGGAGACGAGCCGGGGCCGCGGCGGCGGCGGGGCUGUCAGCGAGCGCGGCGGAGCUGGCGCGUCCGCGGGGGUCUGCAGGAGGAAGGCGGAGGCCGGGGCCGGGACCCUCGCGGCAGACAUGGACUUGCAUUGUGACUGUGCCGCCGAGACGCCGGCCGCCGAGCCGCCGUCGGGGAAGAUUAAUAAGGCUGCCUUCAAAUUGUUCAAGAAAAGGAAAUCGGGUGGCACCAUGCCCAGCAUUUUUGGGGUCAAAAACAAAGGGGACGGGAAAAGCUCGGGUCCGACGGGGCUGGUGCGGAGCAGGACCCACGACGGACUGGCCGAGGUGCUGGUGCUGGAGAGCGGCAGGAAGGAGGAGCCGCGCGGCGGGGGCGACGGCGGCGGGGGCGGCGGGGGGCGGCCGAACCCGGGGCCCCCCAGAGCCGCGGGGCCCGGCGGGGGCUCCCUCGCCAGCAGCUCGGUGGCCAAGUCGCACAGCUUCUUCUCGCUGCUGAAGAAGAACGGGCGCUCGGAAAACGGCAAGGGGGAGCCCGCAGACGCGAGCAAGGCCGGCGGCAAACAAAAGCGGGGGCUGCGGGGGCUGCUGAGCGGCGUGCGCUGGCACCGGAAAGACAAGCGGGCCAAGGCGGAGGCCGCGGAGGGGCGCGCGGCCGGGGGCGGCCUGAUCCUGCCCGGCUCGCUCACCGCCAGCCUGGAGUGCGUCAAGGAGGAGACGCCCAGAGCCGCGCGCGAGCCGGAGGAGCCCGGCCGGGACGCCCCGCGAGACCCAGCAGGUGAGCCCGCAGGGGGAGAGGAGGUGCCCGCCCCCGCCGACCGCGCCCCAGCGCGGAGCUGCCGAGAGGCCGAGGGCCCCGACCCCGGCGCGCGGGGAGAGGACGCCGCGGGGCAUCGGCGCGCCGAGAAGCCCCGGGGACCCCCCGAGCCGGGGCCCGGGGAGGUCCGCACGGCCGAGGACGCGUCCAGGACGGGGGCCGUUCCGGUCAAGACGGUCCCCCUUGUCGACUCCGAAGGCGGCAGCGGCCGGGCGCCCUCCGCCCCGGACCCUGCCUCUGUCGAUCCACCCUCAGACCCGUCGGCAGAUCGUAUUUGUUUGAUGUUUUCUGACGUGACUUCACUGAAAAGCUUUGACUCUCUUACAGGCUGUGGAGAUAUUAUUGCAGACCCAGAGGAGGAGGCAGGUCCCAGCUGUGACAAGCAUGCCCCCGGGCCAGGCAAGCCGGCUCUCUCUAAAAAGAACCCCGGCGUGGUGGCCUACCAGGGAGGCGGGGAAGAGAUGGCCAGCCCGGACGAGGUGGACGACACCUACCUGCAGGAGUUCUGGGACAUGCUGUCCCAGACCGAGGAGCAGGGCCCCGGGCCCCAGGAGGGCGCGGCUAAGGCGGCAGCGGCGCUGGAAACCAAGGUGGCGCCCGAAACCCCCAAAGACAGCAGGUGCGUGGAAGCGGCCAAGGACGCGUCCUCGGUCAAGCGCAGGAGGCUCAACCGGAUUCCCAUCGAGCCCCAUCCGAAGGAGGAGCCCAAGCACCCGGAGAAGGAGCAGCAGGAAGGCGUCCCCAACAGCGACGAGGGCUACUGGGACUCCACCACGCCAGGCCCAGAGGAAGACAGCUCGAACAGCGGCAAGAAGGCGGGCAUCCCCCGGGAUAGCUACAGCGGGGACGCGCUCUACGAUCUCUAUGCUGACCCGGACGGAAGCCCAGCAACCCUUCCUGGGGGGAAGGACAACGAGGAGACGUCCUGCCUGUCCCGGUUAAAGCCCGUAUCUCCAGGCACCAUCACUUGUCCACUGCGAACACCAGGCAGCUUGUUGAAGGACUCUAAGAUCCCUAUUAGCAUCAAGCACCUGACCAACCUUCCAUCUAGCCAUCCCGUGGUGCACCAGCAACCCUCCAGGAGUGAGAUGCCCAGAACAAAAAUCCCGGUUUCCAAAGUGCUGGUCCGCAGAGUCAGCAACCGGGGCUUGGCUGGGACCACCAUCAGGGCAACGGCCUGCCACGACAGUGCCAAAAAGUUGUGAGGUCUUCCAGGCCAAAGUGGAUGGGCCACAUGUCAAGGAAUACAACUUUUCCCUGGAAACCACUGCAGUUAGUUUUGCUUUUCCUAAAGAAAGUGUUUUAGGACACCACCCGUCCCCGCCUGCUCCAGAGCAUGGACCGAGGAGGUUUCUGUGCCCUGAGCAGGGACAGGAUAACACCAGAAAGAGGGAUGCUACACUUGGGAUUCUCCUCUCAAGAUAAGUCCCUGAGAAUUAUUUUCAAGCACUUUUUUCUUUUUUACCUUUAAGUUUUUCUUCUUUUUUUCUUUAAUAUAGUGAACACUUGGAAGUCACCUUUACUUGCCUUUGCAGAAAACAGGACUUAGCCAAACCUAAAUAAGAGUCAUGCCUGGAUAUUGGGGUGAUGCAGUGUCCGGAGGCCUGAAGGAACCACUGAAGAACCAGAGGAGAUCUCCUCUUCCAAGACAGAUUUCCUUCCUUCCCUUAUUUCCUCUUUCCUUUCCAGGAAAAAAAAAGAAAAGAAAAGAAAAAAAAAGAAAGAGGCUUUGCUGUAUCACUGUGUGGAAAACACCUCCAAAGCUGAAAGAGCCAGGUAUUUACCUGAUGAGCAGAGGGGACCAUUGAUUGGCAGAAAACUUCCCUACUUCAGUUGCUAGAUAUGCAAAUUGAUAAGUAUCUAACUCUAGGAAAAUAAAGGCGAGUUUUGGUUUGGUUGAUUUCAGUAAUUUGUUUGGGGAGAUAUAAAAGGCUCAGGAGAGCAGGCUUUUGCUUUUGUUUGUUUCUUCCCCCACCCAGUGCAGAAAUCAGGAUCAGGGAAAGAUUUUACUAAAUGCCAAUAGAUACAGUAUUUAAGCAUUUAUAAGCUGAAACCUUCUCAUGUGAAGAUAAUGCAUAUUUUACAGUUUAUCCAGCUGUUAACAUUUUGUAAUCGUCAAUAAUCUAGAAUAUAAAAUCCGGUCUUACAGCUAGACGUGAUGACGGUCCCCAAACCAUUGACGUUCUGUUAUGUACUGUAAUGGGAAGAGAUUCUGGUUUUGUUUUAUAUGGGUCCUCUGGUUCUCAAAACAGCAACAACAACAAAUCUAUUGUGCUGGUGUCCCAGAGGAAUGGCUCUGCCUUGUUUUGGGUAAGAGUCUGUUUCUCACCCCAAUGCCUCUUUUCAGAUAUUUUUUUUAACCUUGAUUAUAAAAUUUUGGAUCCAACCAUUCCUCAAUAUGGUGAGUGCAAAAUGAGGAACACAUAAAGAAAAACAAUAGAAAGAUAUAGUUUUUCACGUCAUUUGCCUUUUGCUUUAUGGACUUAUGAUGAAGACAAGUGUGUGCAGAAUAUGACAUUGGCAAGCUUAUGUAUUGUAAACCCUUCAUGCCAAGAUUUUUUUUUGAAAAGUUGUUUGCUUCUAUGUAUGUUUUCUAAUAUUUCAGAUGAAACAUUAAUUUCAGAAAGGGUUAUUAUAUGCUUAGUUUCAAUGAUAAACUGAAGCAGUUCCUAGAAUGCUAUUAGUGUCUAAUGAUGAAAUUAAUAUCCUUUUUUAAAUACACUUCAGUGUAUUUAAUCAAAAGACCAGAGCUGCUACUAGGAGGUGAUUCAUCAUAGCAGGAAGAUUAUGCAUAUUCAAGUGAAACUACACAUAUGUAAAUGACAUGAACACUUCUGUGUAAGUCUCAUUUCCAGAGAGAUUGCAUUAGUAAUGAACUGUUAUUACAUGCUUUUUCAGUUUGUUUUCUGUUUCGUAAAUGAAAGAAUAAGGCAAGUUAAAUAUAUGAAAACCUAUUUUAAUAAUAUGAAGAAAGUAACAAAAUAAAUGGGCAUCAAAGGAAAGCAAAUUUGAGCCAGUAGCAGAAAGUAGGCCAUUCCCCAUUUUAAAUUUGUAGUGAUUCAAUUAGGAGAGGUUUGCUGAAUUUCUUCAUUAGUCAUAUGACUGGCUUUUAUUGCGUUGUCUCAGAUCCAUAAUGCUUUUUCAAAGUAAUCUUUUAAUAUUUAAUUUCUUUAUGUGUGUAGCUGAGGCCCUAUAUGCAGUCAUAGCCUUAAGCAUUCUGAACACACUACCAGGAAUUCAUGUAAGCAUCUCACACUCACGUGCUCAUGCACACAACUGUGUACAGACUAACAGACAAAAGACAUCUACUCUAGAUUUGAAAAUUAUUUUUGAAAUUAUUUCUGUAUUAAACAAGGGAUUUAAAUUUGAUUUCAUGCCGAUAGUACUAUUUAGACUCAAAAUAUAUUCAUCUUCCCCUAGUGAAUGGAGAAAAUAUAAAUUUUAUUCCUAGCUGUAAAACAAAGGAUCUUGAUUUCCUUGUGGUACCUUUUCCUGCAAGGGUUAUAUUCUCCUUUGCAUGAAUCCAUGGCAAAGUUAUGUUCGUUCAUUUGUUCAUUUGUACAGGAAAGUUAAGAAUACCUGAAAAACUUAUGAGAAUAUUGUAAUAGUAAAGGCAAUCUAUUUCUUAAGCAGUAGAAGAGAAGUUUUUGCUUUCCUGAUUUUCGGACUUAUUCCUCCAUUUACAUCAUUAUGCUGUGUCUCCUCUUUAUAAGAAAAGGAACACGUGAGCAAAGUUUAUCUUAAUUUCCACUGGCCUGUCAAUUAACCAGUUAUAAAAGGUAUAAAAUAUUUUCUUUUUAAAUUUAUAUUUUCCACCUUUUUUUUUACCUUAUAUUUUUAAGAAUUACACCCACACCAAUCAAAUAAAGGACUUGGGCAAUGAAUUAAACAGCCUCAAUCACUUGAUGGGAAAUCCCUGGAGUGGCAGGAAGAGUAGAUUCUCAACUUUUUCCAACCAUGGAAAAGGGAUCAUAGUUGCUUUCUUGUGCCAAGGGCUACUUUCUCUCAUUUGUGUUCACGGAGAUUGUUUUUUCAAGAAUUUUCCUAGAUUUAUGUUCCAAUUUUUAUUAAUGCAUUAUAUCUAAUGACCUUGUGAAGAUUAUUCAGGCCCAUAUUUGCUGACUUUUUAAGGGAAGGAUUGGAUAGAGGCUAAUUGUAUCUUUCCCAUGUAUGUAUAUUCUAAGGUACUUGGUUGAUUGACUUCCUUUGGUUGAAAAGCUGCCCAAAUUAGACAGGAAAAAGUCCAACCAAUUGUUGGACGAAAAUUUAUCAGUUGGCUUAAUAGCUCUGCACAAAGAUAGCCUGACUUUAAUGUCUAUAUUACACAUACACUGUUAUUUGAAACACUCUGCUUUAGUACAGAUGGUGGUUGAUGCUUUUAGCCUGCCAUUAGCACCAACUGGGAGAAAUUUUACUGCAACAUUUUAAAUAAUCACAAGAGGAAAUAGAUUUUUAUUAUUUUAUCUAAUAACAACAAUAGAAUAUAGAAUACAAAGGACUUCCUUUAGAUACAUUUUCCACAAAUUAACUGCUUAUUUAAAUACAAAGGGUUUAAUAUCUAUAAAGGUAAUAACUCACUGUGUUUAAAGGAUUUAUUUCUUCAUCUCAGAGGUAAUCGUCAAGUAUUUGCAAUUAAACCGUAUGCAAAUAGCCCUUUGCUUACACAAUUAUCCAGGUAAAAAGACUAUGUCAGGUGUUGAGAUUUCUUUGAAUUUUCUAAGAGUUUUCAUUAUUUACACCUUUGUCAGAUUAAUUUUAAAGGCGACUCCUGACUGUUAGCUUGGUGUGAAGAGAUCCACUCAGGCAGCUCGUGUCUCCUAAAUGCCCUCAGACAGCAGUGACGGGACACUUCACAUGACGCUAGCAUAUUUGCUGUGUUCGCAUGGCAGAAUGCAUUCCCUGCUGUUAGUCAUCUAGAUUUCUCUCCUGAAUUACAAAUACAUGGAUUUGGCUCCCCUGACGCUUGGCUUCUACUGAGACCUGUUCCAGUCCAUUCACAUAUGCUUUGCUCCCCUUCUCAUUGUUAAGAUAUUAAUUCAAGAAGUUUUUUGCUGUUAAACAUAAGGAAAAAGCAUCACAAUCGCCUCGUCUCAUCACUGAGGAAAGCUAGUUUAAAGUAUCUGAGUCAAAUAAGAGAAAAAACCCAAAUACCUCACCUAACCCAGUUUCCCUUUCCCCGCCUCCGGGCAGAGCAAGGAAAGGAACAGUUCUUAUUUGUGUAAACUCAGCCUUAGAAAAUGUCAAUUCAUAACACACAAAAAUAUUUAUGAAACAGUUUGGGACCAAGGGGGGUAGUAUGGUAGACGGGUGUCUUAUAGAGCCUGUGUGGGGAAGCAAAAGGCAAGGGUGUAGUUCACAGGCAGAAGCAAGCUGUAACACUGUCAGUGCAGUGUGUAAGUGUGGCUCCUCACAGGCGGCCAUCCAUUGUGAGACCUCAUCUUGCUCUGAAGAUUUCCUGGUGGCUGUCAUGCAUUCAUUGCUUCUCAAAAGCCUUGCACUGUGAUAAGGGUUUAAAGGAGACAGAUUGUUGCAACAAUAGCACUUCUAAGGAAUGUUUUUAUGUCACUGCAGAUGAUGUUUUUAAGAGGUGAUUCAGAAUGAUAGUUUCAUGAUUACGGAAAGGAGUUCCUCCUCAAACUACCAAAGGAAAGAUGAAAAUAGUCACGAAGCCUCCAGAACUGAGAUUGGGCACCUUUCAUCAUUGAUAUUUACUUUAAUUCAAUGCAACACACAUUUAUGGGGCAUCUACUGUAUCGAAUACUUAAUAAAACCCCUUCAGUUUGGAGCUCACACCUAAGCUGUGCUGUAAUUGGAUUUUCUUAAUAUACAUUAAAAACACAAAACAAUUUUAUUUUACUUUUUUUGGUAUUUGCAUUUGUUGCUUAUAGUUUGUGGGGUGAAGCAGAGUGGUGUGAGGUCGAGGAAGGGCACUAUGAAUUAAGCCACACGAAUGCCUCUAAAAAAUAGUAAAUAUAACAAUGGUUAACGUUAGUUGAAUACUUACGAUAUGUCAGGCGCUGCUAGGAGAUUUAGAAAUAAUUACUUAGUCCUCUUAACAGCCAUAUGGGGUAGGUAAUAUUAUCUCUCCAGUAUGACAGCUUUAAUUCAUCCCUUUUGUUUCUAUCCCUUUCCAUCUCUGUCUCUCUCUCUCUCUCUCUUUUCCCCUAGUCUCUAAGACAGGGAUAUAAACUCUUUAGUGAUUUGCAGUAAUAGAAGAGCUAAGUACUGCUUAGUGUCAUUGUCAGCUCGCUUGUAAUAGAAAGAGCUAACCCAGGUCCAUGCAGCUGCAAAUUAGUUUUGUGUCUGAGAUGACGGUGCUCACAAUCAUAUACAGGGAACCCUGCCACUGUGCUACGCUGAGUAGGCAAACAUUGGCCUUCCCUUGGACGGAUCCUCUUCUCUUAGGAUUAACAGAAAUCUCUUCUGUUGUCAUGGCGAUACUUCUUCCCUGAUAGGGUAUCAUUCAUUCCAAGCAUGUUUGUUUCAUUUGUUUUUAUUCCUACCUUAAACCCAGUCUUGAUGGGUUCUGGGUGGUCUAUGCAUAUGUGUGUGUGUUUUAAUUGAAGUAAGAAUAUUGAAUAUGAGAUCUACCCUCUUUUUUUUUUUUUUGAGAUGGAGUCUCAUUCUGUUGCCCAGGCUGGAGUGCAGUGGCGUGAUCUCAGCUCAUUGUAACCUCCACCUCCCAGGUUCAAGCGAUUCUCCUGCCUCAGCCUCCCAAGUAGCUGAGACUACAGGCGUGCACCACCACGCCUGUUAGUUUUUGUAUUUUUAGUAGAGACAGGGUUUCACCAUGUUGGCCAGGCUGGUCUCAAACUCCUGACCUCAAGUGAUCUGCCCGCCUCCACCUCCAAAGUGUGGGGAUUACAGGCAUGAGCCACUGCACCCAGCCUACCUUCUUUAAUUUUUAAGUACACAAUAGAGUAUUGUUAACUAUAGCCACAGUGUUGUACAGCAAAUCUCUCUAACCUGUGCAUCCUGCGUAACUGAAACUCUAUGCCCAUUGAACAGCAGCCCCUCGUUUCCUCCCCCAUCAGCCCCUGGCAACCAUCAUUCUACUCUCUGCUUCUAUGAGUUUGGCUAUUUUAGAUCCCUUAUAGAAGUGGGAACGCGCAGUAUUUGUCCUUCCGUGACUGGCUUAUCCCCCAAGUUUACCCAUGUUGUUGCAUAUGGCAGGAUUUCCUUCUUUUUUCAGGCUGAAUAAUAUUUCCUUAUAUGUAUAUGCCGCAUUUUUAAAAACCCAUUCAUCCACUGACAGACACUUACAUUAUUUUCACAUCUUGGCUAUUGUGAGUGAUGCUUCAGUGAGCAAGGGAGUGAAAAUAUCUCUCUUUAAGAUCCUGAUUUCAGUUUUUUUGAAUAAAUACCCAGAGGUGGAAUUACUGGGUCAUUCAUAUGGUAAUUCUAAUUAAAAAUAGAAUUAUUUUUAAUUUCUGGAAGAACUUCUGUGCUGCUUUCCACAGUGGUUUCAUCUGUUUACAUACUUAGCAACGGUGCACAAGGAUUCCAAUUUCUCCACAUCUUUGCCAACUGGUUAUCUGUGUUUGUUUCAAUGACAGCUGUUUAAGUUGUCCCUUGCCUUGAUGCAAUUCUGAACUUCAGAAAUAAGCACCUGGCUCCUUUAAAAGCCGUCCAUCCUAUGUUGUGUCCACAGCCACAGAAUCCUGUCCUACAUUUUCUGAUUCAUUAACUCAUUCAACUAAUAGCUAUUGAACACCUUCAAUAAGUCAGUCACCAUGAAGACGAGUAUUUUAUAUUGAAUUCUAUUCACAUAUCCUCUAUGUUUACUAUGGUGCCAGGCAGGAUACUGUGUGCUUUUUUUUUUUACAUUGUUAUCUUUACUGUUCACAAGAACCAUGUAAGGUAGGUAUUGGUAAAAUGGGGUAAUUUUGGAAAUUCUUCAAUAAUCGAGUAGAAUAACUUUCUGCUCUAUGGGAGAAGAUACGUUUUAAAUAAGAUAUGGCUUAGGUUUCUGGUUACUUGAGACAUAUUAUAGUUUCUCAGAUACUCUCAGACCUGAAUCACUUAACAAAAUAAAGCAGAAAUACUAAAAAUAUCUGGUUCAAUAGCAUAGGGGCAUGGAGUAGACAUGCAGAAAAUACUUGUUCACUUGCCUUGAAAUGGCUCCAGGUGGCCUGAAGGAAUCAAUGAACCUUCUCAAAUAUCUACAUUACAACCAUUGGUCCCUACUACACAUUUAUUUCUAAAUAAAGGAGGAGAAACGCUAGCAAAGUAAUAUUUAACAUUUUCACUGCUUCCAGGAUAAAUCUUACUGAAUAUGGAGGAUCUGAUAGUCGUAGGUCUACAGGAAUAUCAGGGAAAAUGCUUUGGAUGUUGUAGGCAAAGUAGAUUCCUAUCAUUUGUACUUGACACUAGCUACCUAGCAGGCUCAUUGUGAACUUCAGGUUUUGCCCAUGUUAUUUAUAUAAAGUAUCUCAGUGUAAUAUAGGGAAUUGCAGGUUAUUUGAAAAUAGUAACAAAGAAAACCCAAACGAGAAACUCCAUUUCUAGAAUUAGUUUUCCUGAAAGUCAGGCAUGUCUUUGAGGACAAACUGUUGGCGGUAUUAUUUUUGUGCACAGGAGGAAAAUUGUUCGUAGGUUUAUAGAUAUUAUUUUUAUAAUAGAAUGUGAAACCCCUGAAAAACAUCAAAAAUUGUCUCCUAGAACUAAUUCUAUGUUUUAAAAACUUGUUUUAAAAAGGGAUUCUAAAUAGCAAUAGGGUCUUUUCUCCUUUCUCCACUCCAAUGGUUUAAUGGGAUAGAGGAAUCAAUGUUUAUAUUUUUAAACCUGUAAAUAUUUUAUUUUGGGUAUUUUGUAUAUUUGUUGAUAUAAUUCCAUUUUGUGCAUAUGUACCAUUGUGCAUGUUGCUGUUUUUGAUAGUCACUCUUUUAAUGAAUGUAAGAAGCUUGGACUAAUAGCACUUUUCUUGUUCCAUUCAAACAUCUGAAAAUGAAACUACCACACUGCCAUUUUAACUGUUGUGUUUAAUUUCAGUCAAUAAAUUUUGUUGCUCCUUUGCAUUUAAA
Molecule: messenger RNA, 10477 nt
Organism: Chlorocebus sabaeus (green monkey)
Lineage: Eukaryota; Metazoa; Chordata; Mammalia; Primates; Cercopithecidae
Gene: AMER2
Product: APC membrane recruitment protein 2
Biological process (GO): regulation of canonical Wnt signaling pathway
Cellular component (GO): plasma membrane
Molecular function (GO): phosphatidylinositol-4,5-bisphosphate binding; beta-catenin binding
Source: RefSeq, a predicted model, not a curated record